Gracilinanus agilis (Agile Gracile Mouse Opossum) is the source of this 2783-nucleotide messenger RNA. RefSeq names its product fibroblast growth factor receptor 1 (gene FGFR1). The record is from RefSeq and is a predicted model, not a curated record. The transcript has 18 exons. Gene Ontology annotation, cellular component: signaling receptor complex; membrane. Gene Ontology annotation, biological process: positive regulation of cell differentiation; multicellular organism development; fibroblast growth factor receptor signaling pathway. Gene Ontology annotation, molecular function: ATP binding; fibroblast growth factor receptor activity; fibroblast growth factor binding. NCBI's taxonomy places the organism in Eukaryota, Metazoa, Chordata, Mammalia, Didelphimorphia, Didelphidae. The coding region runs from base 162 to 2645 and encodes 827 amino acids.
GGCCCGGACUCCCAACCGCUGAAGCUGCGGCCGACUCUCCUCUGGGGGAAAAGCAACCCAGACAGAGGGAUACCUGGAGAAGGCGGGUCAAGCCCAAGGAUCCAGUAGAGUCCCCAUGGAGGUGUGGAGCCUUGUCACCGAUCUAUAACUGCGGAACUGGGAUGUGGAGCUGGAAGGGCCUCCUUUUCUGGGCUGUGCUGGUCACAGCCACACUCUGCACUGCCAGACCAGCCCCAACCUUGCCUGAACAAGCCCUGCCCUGGGGAGCCCCCGUGGAAGUGGAGUCCUCUCUGGCGCACCCUGGUGACCUGUUGCAGCUUCGCUGUCGGCUGAGGGAGGAUGUUCAAAGCAUCAACUGGCUCCGGGACGGGGUGCAGCUUGUGGAGAACAACCGCACCCGCAUCACAGGGGAGGAGGUAGAGGUGCGGGAUGCCGUCCCCUCGGAUUCCGGGCUCUACGCCUGUAUGACCAACAGCCCCUCAGGCAGCGACGUCACCUACUUCUCCGUCAAUGUCUCAGAUGCUCUUCCUUCCUCAGAGGAUGAUGAUGAUGAUGAUGACUCCUCAUCAGAGGAGAAAGAGUCAGAUAACACUAAGCCAAACCGUACGCCCGUGGCUCCAUACUGGACAUCACCAGAAAAGAUGGAAAAGAAAUUGCAUGCCGUACCAGCAGCUAAAACAGUGAAGUUCAAAUGCCCUUCAAAUGGCACUCCUAACCCCACUCUGCGUUGGCUGAAGAAUGGCAAAGAAUUCAAACCUGACCACCGAAUUGGGGGCUACAAGGUCCGCUAUGCCACCUGGAGCAUCAUAAUGGACUCGGUGGUGCCAUCUGAUAAAGGCAACUACACUUGCAUUGUAGAGAAUGAAUAUGGCAGCAUUAACCAUACCUACCAGCUGGAUGUUGUGGAGCGGUCACCUCACCGGCCCAUCCUGCAGGCUGGAUUACCUGCCAAUAAAACUGUAGCUUUGGGCAGCAAUGUGGAAUUUAUGUGCAAGGUGUACAGUGACCCACAGCCUCACAUCCAAUGGCUAAAGCACAUCGAGGUGAAUGGAAGUAAGAUUGGCCCGGACAAUCUGCCAUAUGUGCAAAUUCUAAAGACGGCCGGUGUUAAUACCACUGACAAAGAGAUGGAAGUGCUACAUUUAAGGAAUGUCUCCUUUGAGGACGCGGGGGAGUAUACAUGCUUGGCGGGUAACUCUAUCGGACUCUCCCAUCACUCUGCAUGGUUGACCGUUCUGGAAGCCCUGGAGGAGAGACCAGCAGUGAUGACCUCGCCUGUCUAUCUGGAGAUCAUCAUCUAUUGCACGGGGGCUUUCCUCAUCUCCUGCAUGGUGGGGUCUGUCAUCAUCUACAAGAUGAAGAGCGGUACCAAAAAGAGCGACUUCCAUAGCCAAAUGGCUGUGCACAAGCUGGCCAAGAGCAUCCCCCUGCGCAGACAGGUAACAGAAAGUAGAUGGGGGGUGUCCGCUGAUUCCAGCGCCUCUAUGAACUCAGGGGUCCUGCUGGUUCGGCCAUCGAGGCUUUCUUCCAGUGGGACUCCUAUGCUGGCAGGUGUCUCUGAGUAUGAACUUCCUGAGGAUCCCCGAUGGGAACUGCCCCGGGACAGGUUGGUUUUAGGCAAACCACUGGGAGAGGGCUGCUUCGGACAAGUAGUGUUGGCAGAGGCCAUUGGGUUGGAUAAAGACAAGCCCAACCGGGUGACCAAGGUGGCAGUGAAGAUGCUGAAAUCGGAUGCAACAGAGAAGGACCUGUCAGAUCUGAUCUCAGAAAUGGAGAUGAUGAAGAUGAUUGGGAAACACAAGAACAUUAUCAACUUGUUGGGGGCCUGCACACAGGAUGGCCCUCUGUAUGUCAUUGUGGAAUAUGCCUCCAAGGGCAACCUUCGUGAGUACCUGCAGGCCAGGCGGCCCCCUGGACUCGAAUACUGUUACAACCCCAGCCAUGCCCCAGAAGAGCAACUCUCUUCCAAGGACCUUGUGUCUUGUGCUUACCAGGUGGCCAGGGGCAUGGAGUACCUUGCCUCCAAGAAGUGCAUCCACAGGGAUCUGGCAGCCCGGAAUGUCUUGGUGACUGAAGACAAUGUGAUGAAAAUCGCAGACUUUGGUCUUGCUCGGGACAUCCAUCACAUUGACUAUUACAAAAAGACAACCAAUGGUCGGCUGCCUGUGAAGUGGAUGGCUCCUGAGGCACUCUUUGACCGGAUCUAUACACACCAGAGUGACGUGUGGUCAUUCGGGGUGCUGCUGUGGGAAAUCUUCACACUGGGUGGCUCCCCUUAUCCUGGUGUACCUGUAGAGGAACUUUUCAAGCUGCUGAAGGAGGGUCAUCGAAUGGACAAACCCAGCAAUUGCACCAAUGAACUGUACAUGAUGAUGAGGGACUGCUGGCAUGCAAUUCCCUCUCAGAGGCCUACCUUCAAGCAGCUUGUGGAGGACCUGGAUCGAAUUGUGGCCUUGACCUCUAACCAGGAGUACUUGGACCUGUCAGUGCCCCUGGACCAGUAUUCACCAAGCUUUCCAGACACUCGCAGCUCUACUUGCUCCUCUGGAGAGGAUUCAGUUUUCUCCCAUGACCCUCUGCCUGAGGAGCCCUGCCUGCCCCGACAUCCCACCCCGCUGGCCAAUGGGGGACUUAAACGGCGCUGACAUUCCUCCACAAACUGAUAUCCUCACCCCUAACUCCUGGUUGGGCUCAUCUCCCUUCCCUUUUUCCUUCUCCCUGCCCACAGGAGUUGGCUGCCCACAAUCCAAGGCCUUCCCUUUGUUGCCAACUCUAUCCCACUG